AUGGAAUUCCAACCUGCUGGACGCCGAGAGCCUCCUCCCCUAAUCUCUGCUGCUGUUCCUGUCUCUGCAGGGACAGGAUGCCUGGUGAAGGCCGUGGAGACGGCGGCGCAGCGCGAGGCCUUCAUCGUGGGCAAGCCCAACCGCUUCAUGUUUGACUGCGUGGCCGGCGAGUUCCAGGUGGACCCUGCACGCACCAUCAUGGUUGGGGACCGGCUGGACACGGACAUCCUGAUGGGCAACGACUGCGGCCUGACCACGCUGCUCACUCUGACCGGGGUCACGGUGCUGGAUGAGGUGCGGGGCCACCAGGACAGUGGCUGUCCUGCCAGGCACAGCCUGGUCCCCGAUUUCUACGUCGACAGCAUCGCCGACCUGCUGCCGGCACUGGGGGAGUGACAGGGCCCGGGCACAGCCCUGGGCAGCAGCCUGUGGCAGUAACGUGCGCACUAGGUACUCCCCGGAGUUAGAACCCUUAGCUUGUCUCCUCUCUGUCCUCUCGGUAUGAUUCUGUUUACAUCUCAGUCUGAAAUGCACUUUGGAACAAAGGGGGCGUUACGGUGGCACCCGGGGCUGGGGCUUGGGGCUGGGUUUAAUGAGAAAUGCAUCGAUCCAAUGUCUGUGGUGCUCCACGGCACAGGGUGCUCUGGGCUGAGCUGGGGAAGUGGAGCUGGUUGAUCUGAGCAGAAGGAUCAUGUCCUGGCCAGGCUGGGCCAUGGCUCAGCCCUGUUUGUUCAGGGACACGACUCUUGGGAUGUGCAGUAACUCUGGUUGUGUUUGGAAACCCUUGUGGAGAUGGUGCUUGCCUUUGGGGCGAUUCUUUUUCUCUGUUCAGGGUCACAGCCCCAUGUCAAGUCACACAAAUUCAUCUCCUUCGUUUGACCACUGCACAUUGCACUUCAGAUGCAGACUGGGAUGAUCCCACAAAAUUCCAGCCCUUGGCUGCUGCACACAGUGUCUGUCCAAGGUUGAGUGUGUGUAAAGUGCAUGUA
This is a messenger RNA of Ficedula albicollis (Collared flycatcher), 989 nucleotides long. It is a transcript of the gene PGP, whose product is annotated as phosphoglycolate phosphatase. Gene Ontology annotation, cellular component: cytoplasm. The transcript has 2 exons. The record is from RefSeq and is a predicted model, not a curated record. The coding region runs from base 1 to 396 and encodes 131 amino acids. Lineage: Eukaryota; Metazoa; Chordata; Aves; Passeriformes; Muscicapidae. Gene Ontology annotation, molecular function: sn-glycerol 3-phosphatase activity.